Uranotaenia lowii is the source of this 1032-nucleotide messenger RNA. Its product is annotated as oocyte zinc finger protein XlCOF15-like. Bases 209 to 1027 code for a protein of 272 amino acids. The record is from RefSeq and is a predicted model, not a curated record. Gene Ontology annotation, cellular component: chromosome. Gene Ontology annotation, molecular function: chromatin insulator sequence binding. Lineage: Eukaryota; Metazoa; Arthropoda; Insecta; Diptera; Culicidae. Gene Ontology annotation, biological process: regulation of transcription by RNA polymerase II. The transcript has a single exon.
UCAAAUUAUCAGAUGUUGUAAUCAGGAAUGCACCCUUACUUUUCGAAGCAAAGACGAACUUCUCGCGCAUGGCGCCUUAGUACACAAUGCCAAUGGAACGCAAAACGCUACUGGAAAAUUUGAGUGCGUUAUUUGUUAUUCAAAGUUUGACACUCAAGGCAAUCUAUUAUCACACUUACGAAGGCUCGUACGAGAUUAUCGAUGUCCAAUGUGCAACAUGUUUUUCAAGUGUCCAAACGAGAAAAUCCAGCACAUAAAACUAAAUCAUGACACCCGAAGAUCUAAUCCUUCUUAUUGUCCGGAAAACCAGCCCAUAAAAAUAUGUUGUGGUUGUGAAGCAAACUUCGACACAAUCGAAGAACUUGAGCAACACGGUAUCGAGAUGCACAAAGAUCUACACCAACCAGUAGACGCGGAUCGUACCUUCCAGUGUAAUGUUUGCUAUAAAUACUUUAAAUCAAAAUCAAGUCUGCGAUUUCAUCAAUCCUUGGUUUACAGACCAAAACCCUAUUCAUGCGAUUUGUGCGAAAAGUCCUUUGAAUCAACGUCUAAACUUUCUCUACACAAAACCAGCCAUAAAACCGAACGAAAUUUUGCCUGUUCUGUGUGCGGUGGAACUUUCAAAACUGCAACCGAUCUCCGAUGCCAUCAGCGAAUCCAUCGUGAAAAAACCCUCGCUUGUACCAAAUGCGAUGCUCGGUUCCACAAGAGAUCACAGCUGACGGAUCAUCUCAAAAUUCACGAUGAAAAUGCCUACGAUUAUGCGUGCAGCUUUUGCGAUCGAAAGUUCAAGGUAAAGUCGAACUGGAAAACACACCUGAAGGUACACACCCGAGAAAAGCCGUACCCAUGCAGCCACUGUUCCAAGGCGUUCCGUUACCCGACGGAUCGCAAGCGACACGAGAUGAGCCAUACCGGAAACUUUCCGUACAGCUGCGAACGAUGUGGGAAAGCCUUCCCGAGGCGGAUCCAGCUUACUGCUCACGAAAAAUCAUGUGCCAAAAGGAUGGGAUUAAAGCUCAGCUAAUCAAA